Molecule: messenger RNA, 3022 nt
Organism: Spinacia oleracea (spinach)
Lineage: Eukaryota; Viridiplantae; Streptophyta; Magnoliopsida; Caryophyllales; Amaranthaceae
Exons: 19
Coding region: 303-2831 (842 amino acids)
Molecular function (GO): protein phosphatase binding; protein phosphatase regulator activity
Source: RefSeq, a predicted model, not a curated record
AUCUGGUCUCAUACAUAUUUGUACUUUUGUGCCUGCGCCCCCUUCACCACCACACCACAACACCACAUCAAAAAAACCUCCAUCUCUCUUCUUCUUCCUCCUCCUCAGCUCCUCUGCAAAAUCUAGGGUUUUUCACUUUCUCUCUCCUUCCAUCUCGAUCGCCUUUGUCUUCAUCUCUUACCUUUUCCUCUUUCAAUUGAAGUAAUAAAUCGGGGUUUCAGUAGAUCUGUCCGCCAUUUCUUCGCAGCUCGAAGCUUCGCGCUUUUUUUCUCCCACUCUCUCCUCCCUGCUGACUCCUCGCCAUGUUUUGGAAGCUCACUGCCUUGUCUGCUUCGUCGCCUGUUGAUGCAAUAUUAGACAAAGACAACUUCACUUUGGAAGAGCUAUUGGAUGAAGAAGAAAUAAUCCAAGAAUGCAAAGCAUUGAACAGUCGCUUGAUUAACUUCUUACGGGACAGAGCUCAGGUGGAGCAGCUCCUGCGAUAUGCUGUAGAAGAACCCCCAGAAGAUGCUGACAGCAAACGCACCUUUAAGUUCCCAUUUGUGGCUUCAGAGGUUUUUACAUGUGAAAUUGAUGUCAUUUUGAGGACAUUAGUAGAAGAAGAGGAGAUGAUGGAUUUUCUUUUCUCAUUUUUGGAACCCAACCGACCUCAUAGUGCCUUGCUUGCUGGAUAUUUCAGCAAAGUUGUUGUGUGUCUCAUGUUGAGGAAGACGGUCCCACUUAUGAACUAUGUGCAAGCUCACCAGGAUGUUUUCCAGCAGCUGGUUGAUUUGAUUGGAAUUACUUCCAUUAUGGAGGUCUUAGUGCGACUCGUAGGUGCUGAUGAUCAUGUUUAUCCCAAUUACAUGGAUGUUAUGAGGUGGUUGGCUGAUAGUAAUUUACUGGAGAUGAUAGUUGAUAAAUUGAGUCCUUCUUGCCCGUCUGAGGUUCAGGCUAAUGCAGCAGAAACUCUGUGUGCUAUUACUCGGAAUAUGGGAUCGCCUCUUGCAGUGAAACUUUCCAGCCCCAGUUUUGUCGCAAGGAUCUUUGCUCAUGCUCUCGAAGACUCCUCUACCAAGUCUGGUCUAGUACAUUCCCUAUCUGUAUGUAUAUCUUUACUGGAUCCAAGAAGAUCGGCGUCUUCUUUGAUGUAUCAUUCUCUACGAGGUCAACACAUGUACGAGGCUACCAUUGCUGUAAAUCCCGAGACUGUGACCGCAAUGUUACCUAGACUUGGUGAUUUGCUAAUGCUUUUGAAUGUUACAUCUGAUGAGAAGAUUCUACCUACGCCAUAUGGUGAACUGAGACCACCUCUAGGAAAACAUCGGCUCAAGAUCGUUGAGUUCAUUGCUGUUCUGUUGAAAGCUGGCAACCAAGCUGCAGAGGAGGAAUUGGUGAACUCUGGAACGAUUAAAAGAGUCCUAGAUCUCUUUUUUGAGUACCCAUACAAUAAUGCAUUACAUCAUCAUGUGGAAAGCAUAAUAUCAUCCUGUCUGGAGAGCCGGAAUGAUACUGUUACUGAUCAUCUUUUCAGAGUUUGUGAUUUGAUCAGCAAGAUUCUUGAUGCCGAUAAGCAUCCUAUGCUUUCUAGUGAUCUUGAACUGCCAACAAUAUCUGCAGUUGAUAAGAGUCCUCCGAGGGCUGGUAAUGUGGGACAUAUAACUCGAAUUGCUAACAAAAUUGUUCAACUUGGACAAGGCAACAGAAGCAUCCAAACAUAUAUUCAGGAAAAUGGUGAAUGGAAUGAGUGGCAUGCUACAGUUUUGCAGGAAAGAAAUGUGUUAGAGAAUGUCUACCGCUGGGCUUGUGGGCGUCCAACUGCGUUGCACGACAGAACGAGGGAUAGUGAUGAUGAUGACCUACAUGAUAGAGAUUAUGAUGUUGCUGCUUUAGCAAAUAACCUUAGUCAGGCUUUUAGACCUGAUUUAUUUGGUAAUGAAGGUUCUGAAGAGGACAAUGGUGGUGUUGAUCAGGAUGAUGAGGAUGUGUACUUUGAUGAUGAAUCUGCUGAAGUUGUUAUAUCUUCAUUACGGCUUGGUGAUGACCAAGGAAGUUUGUUCACAAACUCAAAUUGGUUUACAUUCAAAGACGAAAGAACUGACAACACACCCGUGAGUACUUCCUUAUCUGAUGCAAUGGAUGAUAUCAAUUUGAAUGGAGAUGUAAAUGGUGGGAACAGCAGCAGUGAUGAUGAGGUGGUUGUUGGCGAGGAUGAAGAGUUGACUGAUGCUAAAGACUCCAGCAGUGGCGCAUCCAGUUCGGAGCAGAGUGAUAUGCAUGGAUUUAAAUCGGUUGAUAGUGAAGAGAGUAAGAUUGACAAAGACCCUUCCUUGGAGACAGCAGCCCUCGGAUUUGAUUCUUCUGACGCUAAGGAUCUUGGAGAAAGGCCUGCACAAGAUUGGGUGAAUUGGGGUGAAACAUCAGAUUUGCUGGUUGAUGGAUCAAGCACCAACCCAUUUGUUGAUCAGAAACGGCCUGUCAGUGAUAGCAAUGUGGAUGAGGUGGUGAUACCUAACACCAGAUCUGUAAAUGGGGAAAUUUCACUGCCGAAUGGCACCCCAAGAAUUGGUGAUGGCAGGGAAACAUCAGUGAAUGGUGAUAUCAGCCAAAAACCUUCUGCUCCGUCAUUGUUUGAAGAGGAUGUUGAGUUUGUUGGUGUUGAACCUGAGGGUACGGAGAAAGCAAUGGAGCAAGCGCUGAAGGAAGGAAUAGUUGGUGAAGCAGGGCCUUUAAAGAAAAAUGUUGUACCAUUAAAAGUACCGGAGGAGAAGCCAGAUGAAGGUGCACCAGGGACAGAGUUCAAUGAUGCAAAUUACUGGAGGGUUGACCAGGAAGUUGCUGUUCUUGAGUGAAGCUAAGCUUAUUCUAGUGCUGCUGAUCCCCCUUUCUGAAAUGGCGAAUGCAUUUAAGUCAAACUUAUGUACAGUAUGUCUUUGACUUUUCUCUGUGGAGGAUCAUAUGAAAAUUUAUCCACUGCUUAAUUUUGUUCUUUUCUCAUUGCAUAUGUUCUGUCCAUUAUUCUAGCUGUGUUGAUGUUUUGGCA